This is a messenger RNA of Prorocentrum cordatum, 492 nucleotides long. The record is from the annotation of a GenBank genome assembly. Lineage: Eukaryota; Dinophyceae; Prorocentrales; Prorocentraceae.
AUGAUCCAGCACGACCAGGGUGCUUUUGACGAGACCAUCCUCGAGGUGCUCGGCCUGGAAAAUUCCGCGACAUCCGCCGGGCCUGUUUACGACAGUCACUGUUUGCCCUUCGCUUUCCCGAGCGAAGAGGGCAACGAGAUGAUCGCACUGUACGCGAUGUGCUGGUGGAAUGAGGUGGAGCGCCUCGCUGGUAAGCCUGGCAAGCGCCGCUCGCGGAUGGUUGGGUUCGUGGACCCACGGAGAGCGGACAUCAACCACGUGGUCGGGUUCCGGGGCACCGACGUGCCCGCCCUGCUCUACCACUUCGCUGGCCGGUCGAAGGAGUGGGACGAGAUGCUGGCCAAGUUCGGCAUUCCGCGCCGCCACACCGCCGACUGCGCCAAGGUGUUCCGCGUUGUGGACGAGGCCGCAGGGCAGCGCGCCUGUGUGCCAGGCAACGCAGGCGUGGAGGACCUGUUCGGCCACUGCCCUCCCGACCUCACAGUGUGCUGA